CUACAGUACCGACUGAAUGAUUUAGGAUACAAAUGACAGCUGUAAUUUGUAGCACGUGUACUUUUAUGAUAUGAAUUUAAAGUAAAUGAAAUUAUAAUAGUAUAAUUUUAUAACAGAAUAUCAAUCAUUUGAUCAUGGAUGCACACGAUCUCUUCAAGAAAUUGUCUGUUGGGACAAAAUUUGACAUGAAACGCUUUCGUACAGAUGCCCAAAGAUUCCAAUUUGCAAAGAGGCCAAAGGAGAGAGAGACUGUGAAAGUUAAAAUCGAGAAAGAAGAUGAUGACUGUUUGGAACCUACCAAAAGACUGAAACUGGAGGAUGCAAAUGAAAAACAGAUAGAAAUAAGGGAUACUGAGGAAACGAUAAAUGCUUUGACUCUUAUCAGUGGCAUAACAGUACCACAGGAUGGGAGUAAAAUCAAAAUCAAGAAGCAAAAGAAAGCCAUGACGGAGCAGAAGAUAAUGCAACUAGAACAAGAAAAGAUAAAUCAAACUAGAAAUCAAAAUCGUAUAUCUGUAGUGGGACGGCAUGCUCCACCACCUAUAGAAUCUUUUUCACAAUUGUCAACAGUACACAAUGUUGCACAGGAUUUGAUACAAAAUCUAAAAACUUGUGGUUAUGAGCAACCUACUCCAAUUCAGAUGCAAGCUAUCCCUAUUAUGUUACAGAACAGGCAGCUACUUGCCUGUGCACCAACAGGUUCAGGAAAAACAGCAGCAUUCCUUUUACCAAUAAUUCACCAUUUGGGUGGUCCGCAAAAGAAAGGAUUCCGUGCAGUAGUUGUAUGCCCAACCAGAGAAUUGGCAAAGCAAACCUACAGAGAAUGUGUUAGACUAAGCGAAGGUCGUGAUUUCAGAAUCCAUAUUAUUAGUAAAAUUAAUCAAGCUUUAACUAAAUACGGACCAAAUAGCUCUCAAAAAUAUGACAUUCUUAUCACAACACCUAACAGAUUAGUGUUUCUUUUAAAUCAAGAACCUCCAGCAAUUUCGUUAAGCAACGUGGAAUGGCUGAUUGUGGACGAAGCAGACAAAUUAUUCGAAGAUGGUGUACGAGGUUUCCGUGAUCAACUAGAUCAAAUCUCACUGGCAUGUACAAAUAGUAAUUUGCGUAGAGCAAUGUUCAGUGCCACGAAUACACCAGCUGUAACAAAAUGGUGUCGGCAUAAUCUAAAAGGCCUUAUAAAUGUUACAGUUGGUCAGAGAAAUGCCGCAACUGAAUUAGUCGAGCAGGAAUUGUUAUUUGUAGGAAACGAAAGAGGCAAAUUGGUUGCGUUCAGAAAUAUAAUUCAGAAAGGUAUGUCUCCGCCAGUAUUAGUAUUUGUCCAGAGUAAAGAAAGAGCUCAGGAACUUUUUAACGAGCUUAUUUAUGAUGGAAUCAAUGUGGAUGUCAUUCAUGCAGAUAGAACUCAAACCCAAAGAGAUAACGUUGUGAGGUGUUUCCGAGAGGGAAAGAUUUGGGUAUUGAUAUGUACCGAACUCAUGGGUCGUGGUAUUGACUUCAAGGGAGUUAAUCUCGUCAUCAAUUAUGAUUUUCCACCAUCGGCCAUUUCUUAUAUUCACAGAAUAGGACGUACUGGUCGUGCUGGACAUAAAGGAAAAGCACUAACAUUCUUUACACAAGAAGAUACUGCGAAUUUGAGAAGCAUUGCUGCUAUAAUGCGCGAGUCCGGUUGUGAAGUACCAGAAUAUAUGCUUGCUAUGAAAAAGCAUAGCAAGAAGGAAAAACGAAAAAUGGAACGUGAAGCUCCUAAGCGAGAUUCAAUAUCUACCAUUCCUACGUAUGAAAAACAACGGCGUGAAAAGCAGAAGAAAAGACGGGAGGGAAGUAAUCGAGCCAAGGAAAGUCAGACUGUAGAAUCAAAUGGUGACAGGAUUAAAGAAAAUACCGGAAAUAAAAGUGAGAGUUUGACUAAUAUUAAGAAAAAGAAAACAUCGAGAAUUGGACAACAAAUUAAGAAAGCGGGUACACGGGUAGGUGGGUCGUUUAGUAAGACCUUAAAAACCAAUCAAAAAUCUAUAUCGACUAAGAAAGUCAAACAGUUAAAAACAACGAUUAAGAGCGCAAAAAAGAGGACAAAUAUUAACGAUGAAAAUAAGUAGUUGUACACAAUGUAAGGAUUUCUCACGGACAUAUAUUUCACACAUACUGCCUGUAGUAUAAAAAAAUUCGAAUAAAUCGUUAAAAAAAGAAA
Molecule: messenger RNA, 2191 nt
Organism: Cephus cinctus (wheat stem sawfly)
Lineage: Eukaryota; Metazoa; Arthropoda; Insecta; Hymenoptera; Cephidae
Gene: ais
Product: probable ATP-dependent RNA helicase DDX52
Exons: 12
Coding region: 135-2099 (654 amino acids)
Biological process (GO): maturation of SSU-rRNA
Molecular function (GO): nucleic acid binding; RNA helicase activity; ATP binding
Source: RefSeq, a predicted model, not a curated record